Hypanus sabinus (Atlantic stingray) is the source of this 5738-nucleotide messenger RNA. Its product is annotated as abl interactor 1-like. Gene Ontology annotation, cellular component: lamellipodium. The transcript is spliced from 9 exons. Bases 40 to 1254 code for a protein of 404 amino acids. NCBI's taxonomy places the organism in Eukaryota, Metazoa, Chordata, Chondrichthyes, Myliobatiformes, Dasyatidae. Gene Ontology annotation, molecular function: SH3 domain binding. The record is from RefSeq and is a predicted model, not a curated record.
CCUCAACAUUAAAACCUAAGCAUUCACAGAAAGAAGGAAAUGAAACAGUCUGACUGCAAAAUGGCAGAAAUUCAGAAGUUACUUCAAGACAUCCCAGCAGAUAAACAAGUUUUGGUGGAAAACUACACAAAACUCCAGCAAGUAGCAGAACAUUGUGAAAGUAACUAUGUAGAGUCUCAAGACAAGGCUAAAGCUCUUCAGGAGACCAAGGCCUAUGCCACCCAAUCUCUUGCAGGUGUGGUGUAUCAGAUCAAUACACUGGCUGAGAAGGUGCUCAGACUACUUGACUUACAGGCUUCUGAAAUCUCCCAGAUGGAAUCUUCUAUCAACUGCAUAUCUCAGAGGGUGGAAAUGCACAAGGAAAAGGUAGCUCGCCGAGAGAUUGGAACAUUUACUACGAUUAAGACCACACCAAAAAUUAACAAAAUUAUACCUCCUUCAAAUCCUACACAACGUGUAAAGUACACUAGGAAACCUAUUGUUUACACGCUCCUGGAUGACGUUGGCCAUGGGGUUAAGGAAAGCAGUAAUAAUUCAAGACUGGGAACUCUAACACGUAAGAAUAGACAAGGAAGUAUACCAACGUGCCCAACUGUACCUUCUCAAGGAACGAUUGGAAGACGUGGUAAGGUCCCUGCAGUGGUUCAGCCUCCUGUUGCCCCAAGUGCGUACAGCAGUCCUGUGGCUUGCCCUCCACCACCAGAUGGAUCUCAGAUGCUUGAUGAUCCAGGUAGAAACAGGAGUAGCUCCAGCGCCAGUGAGGUGGGAAUGCUUCCUCCUCCACCAGCACCACCCUCCACACCCGCCCCGCCUGCCCCAGUAAUAUAUGAACCAGAUGGCUUCCUGAGCAAACCAGUUCUGUCCUCAAUGGAACUGCCCCCUCCUGCUCCUCCACCCGAGGUUUUCAUUGAGGACUCUCUCCCUCCUCCUCCCCCCUUAAUGUCCGAUGCUCCUUCAUCAGUCACUGAGUGUCCACCCCCACCACCUCCUCCUGACUACAUGCUUGACUUUGACGAAUGUCCACCCCCACCUCCUCCUAUAGACUACUUAGACGACAAUCACUUGAUACCACCCAACUACAUCGAGAAAGUUGUUGCACUCUAUGCCUACAAAAAGAGCUGUGAAGAAGAUUUGACGUUUGAAGAAGGAGAAAUUAUCUACGUCAUCCAAAAAAAUGAAAAUGGAUGGUGUCAAGGUGUCCUCAAUGGCAUAACUGGUUACUUUCCUGGAAACUACGUACAAUUGAUCAACUAACACAAUGAGCCGCAGGAAGGCCUUGUAAGAAUCACCAGCAUUUGGUGGAAUUAAGCAAUCCAUCUGUUUAGAUUUUCUCAUGUAAACUUUCCUGUAGAAGGAGCAUUAGUGUUCUUUUUAUUUUAUGGGCAAGGUUGAUGCCUCUUAUAUUUUUUAGCUGACUGAUGUCUAUAGUUUACAAAUGCCACUUAGCACAAUGAAGCUUGUUUGCUUGCAGUUCCAUUCUCAAUGUUUCUGUUUUUGAAGCAUGAGAUAAUCUUUGAAUGGUGCAGAGUGAUUAUAAACUCUAAGCCAAUAGCAACUUCACAAUAACUAGGACAUUAAUCUGAACUGUACUUUCUCUUUUAAGGACAAAAUGACAGUGUGUGAUACCACCUGUUUAUUCUAUACCUAUAAAGUCAGGCCUGUAAAAGUUUAAAAGAGAAAUGCCGAGUCACAUGCUCCUAUAAAACACACUGAAGAAAUGAAGAUUUUUGUCUUUUAGUAUAUACAGUGGAUUCCGGUUUAUCGGGGUAACCGCUUAUUUGGGCCAACUCUUAAACACCAAAAAGUAAUCAAGUAAAUUGUCAUUUGUGUGGCUGUUAGAAACUACAACAUGCUUAGAGUGAGCAGUUUUUAAAUAGCGUCAGUUGCGUGUGUUUGUAUUCAAAAAGCAAUAAUUUUUGUCACUGAUAGUUGGUGAGAAAAAAACAGUAAGACAAUUCAGAGCUGUUUUACUUACUGAAGUUUCAAGCAUUCAGGCUUGCAGAUGACAGAAACGGCCAGGAGUGAAAAUGAAACUGUUUCACUACUUCAACAAGUUAGGGACUAGGAAGAAUUUGAAGGUAUUGACAAUCAUCUACAUACAAUGUUAUUGAUAAUUGCAUCCUCCAAAUCUUCAUUUUCAUUGUAACAUUCAAAUACAUAAUUUGUUACUCAGUUAAACAUUAGUCUGUCUUUUUGAUACAUUUUUAACUAUUUCCAUGCAACUUAGUCUGAUUGUGGCAGUCACUUAAUUGGACAAAUGUAAUGGCUCCGAUAUAUUGUAUCCCAAUUAGCUGGAAUCCAUUGUAAUUUGAAGUGAUAGAAUGGGCCAUUAAAUCCUGGAUAUUCUAAAUAGUUUGAGUUCGUAAAGGCUGAAUGAAGUAACAUUAUCAUUGCAACCCAAAGUGGAAAUGAUUGGAAAUUCUUCAGGGAAUCAUGCUUGGUUGACAAGAGCUGUAAGCAACCGAGUUUUAUUUUAUGCACAUAAAUUAUAUGUUACUAUUCUGCACUUAUCAUAACUUUCUGGAGAAAUUACCCUGUUUUUAUUAGGAGGAGAUGGUUACAUUUCUGAAUAAAUUGGCUUUGCUGUUUAUGAUUUCUGUGAGUCCAGCUAAUUGAUUAGCAUAUUUUUGCCAUCAAAUUAGUGAUAAGUCAAGGUUAGGUAUUCCUGUAUAGUUCUUCAACACAUGAUGUUCUAAAUAUGUAUCUAGCACAUAUUUAAGCAAACAAUGUACUUGCAUUUAUAUAAUGCCUUUCACACCUUCAAGGUGUUCAAAGCACUUUGAAUCCAGCAAUCUGCUUUUUGAAGUGUAGUCAUUGUUGCAAUGCAAGAACCAGACCAGAAAAUUUGCAUAUUCCAUAAUUGCAAAAACAACAGAAAGAUCAAACCAGAUAGUUUGUUAUAUUGAUGUUGGUAGAGAAAUACAUAUUGGUCUAUGUGCUAGUAUUCUGCUGUUGCUACUAAAUUUAAGAUUUGCAGUUAUUUUACUACAUUUGUGUCCAGGGAGAACUCCCCGGCAAUUUAUAACAAUGGUAUAGGGUCUACCUUUAUCCGAGUGGGCUCAAUAAACUUGUUAAGCUGAUGUAGGAAUCGUCAACAACAUGCUAGAUAUUUCUAUCUAAGCUAUGUGUUUAGUUCUUAGAAAUGUGACUUGAACCUAAAAAGUCUUGAAUUUCUGAGUGAAAAGAACUGAACUUCUUCCACUUAAAGCACAGCUUUGAAGUGUGUGAAUCAGUGUAGAAGUGUUUUAAGGAAUGUAUGUCACCAACAAGGUAGAAUGAUUUCAGUAAGAGUUAAUUCAAGGAGGAGCUUAGUACUGAUGUAGAUUUGUAGCAGUAAGUCUACAGUCUGCUACACAUAAUGGUAACUUCUAAUGGUUAAAAAGUGGAGGCUUUCAUUAUCCUGGAUGUGUAAAAGAACAAGGCAAAUUAUCCAAAAAUAUUCAAUGCUAUUUAACAUACUCGAUAUUAAGAGUAGCAACAAAUAUUAAAAAGUCACAAAUAUCACAUUCUUAUAUUGCAAUACAAAAUUAUCUAAGUACACUUGCUAAUUGUUGAUCUAUCAUGAUUAUAUUACUACAUUUAUAACUUUUAAUAUGUUCUUUAAUUAAUAAAUAAAUAUUCAAAAAUACUCUAUUGCAAUAUCUGUCAGUUUUAAUGCAUUGCCAGUAUUGGGUAAAGUGUGACUGGCUUUAAUACUCCUGUUAACCAGAGCUGAGCUUUACCUAAAGGUUGUUGAAGAGAUGGUGAAUUCCAUUACUGUUAACGGUACGGCUGUUUCUCUAGCAGCAGUGAUGAUACAAUGGUUUCUACAUUUUAUCUUCAAUAUCUAUGUUUUCUUUCAGUUAUCAGUUUUUUUUCUCAUAUUUGUACAUUUACUGUGAAUGUAAUGCUAUUGUUAUUGAGCAGUCAAUAGAGGAAUACUUCAGUUGGGUUGCCUUCAAUGGCACAAUGAUCAUGUGCCAGAAUGGAAUAGGUAGGGUAAUUCUCCGUCACUCAUAUCUGGACAUUGUUCACCACUGUAAGUGAAUGGUUUUAAUUUAUGGGAAAAAAACUGGCAUGUUCCAUCCAUUUUCACAUAUUGAUGCACCAUCAAUAACUCACUCUGAGACGUAGAGGCGAGAUCUCGGCUUUUAUUGACUGAAAGAAGGAACAAACAGUGGUUGACCACCAUACUACAUCCUGGAGACUGAGAGGCUGGGCUCAGGCCUCGAUCGCCUUUAUACAGGGGUCUGUGGGAGGAGCCACAGGAGCAGUCAGCAGGAGGCGUGUCCAGACAGGUAUAUGUAGUUCACCACACAUAUAUCCCAUCACAGUCUAAUCUUGCUUUAUUUUAAAGUGGAUUGUAGAGAGUGGUGUCGUUGUCUGAUUCACUUUCUGGCCUGUCUUGGAUGGCCCAGGCUCUGAAAGCACUGGCCUCUCCACCCUGAAUUCUCCAGCUGACAGAUUGUCUAAGCUGCUAACCUGCAGAUUGCCCUUAAAUGAAUGGCCGUUGGCCCACUGUGAACUGACCCUUCAUGAUGCCCUUUUUGAUGCACUUCAUUGCCUAGGCCUCUGUGUGCUUUGCCCGUCACUCUGUUUGAUUCCUAAUGCCUGACAGGGUGUAACAAUUGCCAACAAACACUUUUGUGUUUCUGUUAGGGGAAAGACAUAUUUCUUUACAGUACAAACUAAAAUGUGAAUCAUCUUUCUUUCUAUGUUUUUGGUUACUUUUACUUUUCUGUCUUACUGUUCACCUGGUGAAACGGAAUUUAAUUUUUUAAAAUGCGGAACUAACACAAGGCCAACAGUUAAUGUUGGCAUUCUUCAAUACUGAACACUGCUGCAGAAGAUUCAUUGUUUUAACUUGAAGGUUAAUCUUUGUUAGCCAAAAUAAUGUUUAGCAGAAUAUCUUAUUGUCAUAUCAAAUAAUUACUAGCUGAAAAUAGUCAAUUAUAAUUUCUGUAUAGUAAAAUUAUUGUAUUUUUUGUAUUUGGUUAACUCACUGCAAAAUUACUUUGUUUUUAUAUAACAUUUGCAAAAUACUCUUUUCUGAACAUAUAACUAGAUGAAUGUUAUUGCUUAUUUAUGGUAUGCUUUAAAAAUAAUUGUGACAAAUGAAAUUGAGGGGAGAUUUAAUUGUGGUGCAUAAAGGGGUAAUAUGGUGAAUGCUGAGGACCUAUUUCCCUUAGAAGAGCGACAUUUAACCAGGAGCCUUAACUUCAAGUGAGUUGGCAGAAGGAUUAGUGAGGAGUAGAAAAAAAGAUAUUUUAAUCAACGAAUGGUAGGUGAAUGCAAGUUAAUGCCUGGAAGUGUGGUGAGGGCAGUAACGCUCACCACACUUAGAAAGUAUCAGGAACAAGAGGUGUGAAAUGAGACUAAGCUUGUGGAAUAACGUGGACUUAAUGGAUUGAAAGGCCUCUUUCUGGACUAUUAUAUAUUAUGUUUAUUACACAGCCCUCUCCUUGCAGGGUUAUGUGUGGAGUAAUGCCUGGGUGGAGCAUGGGGACUUGAGUCCUUCAGUAAUUGUUACAACGUCAAGGUUGCAAGUACUAUAUGUAGAUGAUUUUUUUCUAUGUGUGCAAUUAAUGUGACCCUUCAAAGUGGUCAGAGCUAAAUACCUGUGUCUUUCAAAGAGGUAAAGGCUUCAACAAUACAGCUUCUAAGGUUUUCUUUUCUGCUGAGCUAAUGGAUUUAUUGUAACAUUUUAAUGAUGGCAAGGAUUCAUAUCUUUAAGAACUUGAAAUAAAAUAAACGCUGUG